AUGUUUAGCGAAAAUAGAUGGAAAGUUAUUCUGUUACUGGUGGCGUCCGUUGGCGCUGUCGAGCCGAGCCGGGCGCUCAGCCUAGUCUACCAGAAACCUUAUAAAAACGUCAUGUUUGUGCCGAAGAACCUGUAUCGGAGGACCAGAGCGAGACAAUCCAGAGUACUGUUCCUCGACGAAGAUGAAAACCAUCAACCAUUCGGAAAGGGUGAAAUUGAUUUGACACAAGACAAAAGUUACUCACAAAUCAAAUUUGACGAUCAACCAGAUUACGAGUUCACAUCUCCUGAAGAUGCAGAAGUGCCAAAAAAGUUGAAUGAGGAUUUGCCGUCCGGUAAUGAGCGGUUUUAUGAGCCGUUGCCGCGGUUUCGGCCGUUUUCGAAUCAUCCACAUUACUACCAGGGCCGUUUUGGUCGGACUUACGCUCCAAAUUUUGGUUUUGACCCGUAUCCUGUCGCUCCUUUCGCUCCGUCGGUUCGGAAUGGCUACUACCCCGGUUGGAAGCCGAGAAGUCCUCGAGUGGUGUUUCCAUACGCGUCAGAAAGUGUAAACUCAGUGCAGACGAAUUCCCACGCGGGGCCUGGUGGAUUUAAUGAUAAUGUUGUGUUUCGUGAUCAAAAUUUCGGUUUGAAUGACGUCGGUGAUGAACAGGCGUUGCAAGACCUUGGGACUGGUUCGGGAGAUGGAUUUGCUGAACGAGAGCAACAGGUGAGCACAGGCCUCUUCUCACACGGAGAAGGUGAUGACCACUUUUGCCCAUCUUGGCCGUCGAACACAGGACCUCACGACCAAGAGUGCGCGGGUCUGCGGUCGGUGAGUAAGGGCAGCUCGCCGCCCGACCAGAACCAGGCCCGAGCGUAUACGGCGCGUAGCGUUCCGCGCGAGCCAAUAGACCAUCACAGACGGGGCCCUAUAGGGCUGAUGGUCAGCCGGGGUUGCGGGGUAAGCGCAAUGAGGCACCGCGACCUGGGCCCAGAGCAGGAGAAGGAACAGGGGGAUGCCAAAGGACCACAUCGAGCUCGAUUCGAAAAAAAUAAAAGAAAAAAAGUUUUAGAAAAACCAAUGUUUGUACAGACUGAAAUACGAACGCCAAUGAAAAGGUUCGAUUACUACGAAUUCCCCAAUGUGACGAACAGACUGGCGGAUUUACCUAAAUUCCGGCCAAUCACAGACGAGCAAAUGUUGAAAAUUAACGAGAUACUCGACAGUUUGCCUUCGAGGUUGCCAAAAAGAAAGGGGCGAGUAAUAAACAGUUUGAGCAAUCCACAGAAUGCGAUAAAACCCCCAAUGACCACAGAAAAAAGUAUAGAAUCGAAUGACCGGCAAGAUGGAAAAAAAUGUCCACAGGGAGGAACUUGCGAGUUCUUUUUUUACUGUUGGAUGGUUGGUGGUCUGUUAGAUGGUUCUUGUGGGAGCCUUUUAAAGGGUUGCUGUCAUAGAGUGGCCAAAGCUGGAAUUUUGGGUGUACAGGACUCAAAUAGCCUUGAUGCUAGCAGCGAAGGGUUGAGUUAUGGACCCGUGGUUAAUGAUGAAAGUUGUGGUAUUGCAGUUGGCAAGCAGACGGCACAGCGAAGGAUUGUUGGUGGAGACGACGCUGGCUUCGGUACCUUCCCCUGGCAAGCAUACAUCAGGAUAGGAUCCUCAAGAUGCAACAUGCUUAUGUCGAUAUUCGAGCUUAUCGGUUGGAAGCAGUGUUGGAUAGAGAGGUGCGGUGGUUCCUUAAUAUCGAGGCGGCAUGUUGUGACUGCCGGUCACUGCGUAGCUCGAGCCCAACCUCGCCAUGUCCGCGUGACCCUCGGAGACUACGUCAUCAAUUCUGCAGCGGAACCAUUGCCCGCAUACACUUUUGGAGUCCGAACUAUCAAAGUACAUCCUCUAUUCAAGUUUACACCGCAAGCUGAUCGAUUCGACGUGGCUGUCCUGACCUUGGAUAGAAAUGUACAUUACAUGCCUCAUAUAGCACCGAUCUGUCUCCCGGAGCGUGGCUCCGAUUUCCUGGGACAGUACGGCUGGGCAGCUGGCUGGGGGGCACUCAGUCCUGGCUCCAGACUGAGACCUCGGACCUUACAGGCUGUGGACGUCCCAGUACUGGACAAUAGAGUCUGUGAGCGGUGGCAUCGGGCUAACGGUAUAAACGUGGUAAUUUACCCAGAGAUGUUGUGCGCGGGCUACCGAGGUGGUGGCAAGGACUCCUGCCAAGGAGACAGUGGGGGGCCUUUGAUGCUGGAACGGGCUGGUCGUUGGUACCUCAUUGGAGUCGUCUCCGCAGGUUACUCCUGUGCUAGUAGAGGCCAACCAGGCAUUUACCACAGGGUCGCCCAUACAGUCGACUGGAUAUCACACGCCACAACCUUAUCAUAG
Spodoptera exigua (beet armyworm) is the source of this 2361-nucleotide messenger RNA. NCBI's taxonomy places the organism in Eukaryota, Metazoa, Arthropoda, Insecta, Lepidoptera, Noctuidae. The record is from the annotation of a GenBank genome assembly.